Molecule: messenger RNA, 1051 nt
Organism: Mustela lutreola (European mink)
Lineage: Eukaryota; Metazoa; Chordata; Mammalia; Carnivora; Mustelidae
Product: protein SET-like
Exons: 1
Biological process (GO): nucleosome assembly
Cellular component (GO): nucleus; chromatin
Molecular function (GO): histone binding; chromatin binding
Source: RefSeq, a predicted model, not a curated record
GUGAAACGUUCAAGUCAAACACAGAAUAAAACCAGCAGGAAGAGACAGCAUGAGGAACCAGAGAGCUUCUUCACCUGGUUUACUGACCAUUCCUAUGCAGGUGCAGAUGAGUUAGGAGAAGUCAUCAAAGAUGAUAUUUGGCCAAAUCCAUUACAGUACUACUUGGUUCCCGAUAUGGAUGACGAAGAAGGGGAAGGAGAAGAGGAUGAUGAUGAUGAUGAUGAAGAAGAAGAAGGAUUGGAAGAUAUUGAUGAAGAAGGAGAUGAGGAUGAAGGUGAAGAAGAUGAAGAUGAUGAUGAGGGGGAGGAAGGAGAGGAGGAUGAAGGGGAAGAUGACUAAUGGAACACUGAUGGAUUCCAACCUUCCUUUUUUGAUUUUCUUCAGUCCCUGGGAGCAAGUUGCCGUCUUUCUUUUUUUUUUUUUUUUUCUUUUUCUUUUUCUUUUCUCCUCUUGUGCUCAUUCGCCCUGUUUUUUGAAGUCUCCUUUUUCUCUCCCUUUAUACCAUGGUUCUCAACUUAUUUUGGGGGGAAAUACCUUGAGCAGAAUACAGUGGGAAAAGAAUCUCUACCCCUUUUUGUUCCAAAUUCAUUUUUGUCACAACAAAAACAAAAACUUUAUGGAAUCAACACCACCGCACUCUGUGGGAAAAAAGAAAAACCUUCUGCUCCCUUAGCUCUGCUGGAAGCUGGAGGGUGCUAGGCCCCUGUGUAGUAGUGCAUAGAAUUCUAGCUUUUUUCCUCCUUUCUCUGUAUAUUGGGAUCAGAGAUUACACUGUGUCUCUAUGUGAAUAUGGACAGUUAGCAUUUACCAACAUGUACCUGUCUACUUUCUCUUGUUUAAAAAAAAGAAAAAAAAAACUUUAAAAAAUGGGGUUAUAUAAGGUCAGCAAAGGGUGGGUUUGAGAUGUUUGGGUGAGUUAAGUGGGCAUUUUGACAACAUGGCUUCUCCUUUGGCAUGUUUAAUUGUGAUGUUUAACGGACAUCCUUGCAGUUUAAGAUGACACUUUUAAAAUAAAACUCUCUCCUAAUGAUGAAAAAAAAUUAUAAGGAAA